Paramecium sonneborni is the source of this 336-nucleotide messenger RNA. The record is from the annotation of a GenBank genome assembly. NCBI's taxonomy places the organism in Eukaryota, Ciliophora, Oligohymenophorea, Peniculida, Parameciidae.
AUGAAUGAUCGUUUGAUUGAAUUGUAUAAAGUAAGAGAAUGGUAAUCUAGAUGUCUGGCAGAUAAGAUUCAUUUUAAUUGAACAAUUCCAAUUCUUCUUAAGAUGAUGAUUUUAUGCCUUAAUUCUCUGCUAAAAUAAAAAGGCACAAUAGUGUCUAGAGAAUAAAAGAUAAUACUCUAAGAAUGUAGGAAAUGUCAGAAAAAUAUUCUAGAGCAACUACUUCAUAUGUUGAAAAAGUUAUUCUAAUCUCUGAAAUUGAUUAGAAUUAUCAAGAGAAUUAGAAUAAAUUAUGGUGCAAAAUUAAUAAUUUAGCAAUUAAUUAAAAGAAGCUAUGAA